Messenger RNA from Knipowitschia caucasica, 360 nucleotides. The record is from the annotation of a GenBank genome assembly. NCBI's taxonomy places the organism in Eukaryota, Metazoa, Chordata, Actinopteri, Gobiiformes, Gobiidae.
AUGUCCCAGAUCCCCUACCCGCUAUGUACGGCGCGCCGAAGGAUCAUCGAAACUCACGGUUUGACCCGAGGCCGAGCAGCAGAACAGAGAACAUCCCCAGGUGGUCACGGCCCGGCACAGAGAACACACACCGGCGAUGUCACGGCGGCCAGAAGAACGGAGAACACUCAUGCGUGGUACGGCGAGCGAGGACAGGAGAACCCCUCACCGGCCGUGGUCACGGCGAGGGCAGAGGAAGGCGAACACUCCCGGCGUGGUCAAGGCGGCAGCGGAACAGAGAACACUCACAGCGUUGUCACAGCGAGAGCGGACCGGAGAACACUCACAGGAUGGUCACGGCGGAGCCGAGGCACGGCUUAA